This is a messenger RNA of Penicillium paradoxum, 1608 nucleotides long. RefSeq names its product aldehyde dehydrogenase family protein. The transcript is spliced from 2 exons. Bases 1 to 1608 code for a protein of 535 amino acids. The record is from RefSeq and is a predicted model, not a curated record. Lineage: Eukaryota; Fungi; Ascomycota; Eurotiomycetes; Eurotiales; Aspergillaceae. Gene Ontology annotation, molecular function: aldehyde dehydrogenase (NAD+) activity.
AUGAGCUACUGUCCCGCCGAUGGCAGGGUGCUCGGUAAAGGAAUCAAGCCCGCCACAGUCGAGGAUGUCAACGAACUCGUUCGAGUUGCGAAAGCUGCUCAGCCGGAAUGGGCGAAGACCACCUUUGCGGAGCGCAGAAAGGUUCUCCGGACACUGUUGAAAUACGUUCUAGACCACCAAGAUGACCUCGCUAUCGCAUGCUGUCUCGAUUCGGGUAAAACAAAAGUUGACGCUUCGUUCGGCGAGAUCCUAGUGACGGUGGAGAAGCUCAAGUGGACAAUCGAUCAUGGCGAGAAGGCACUGCAGCCAGAACGGCGGCCGACCAACUUCCUAAUGAUGUACAAGAAGAAUGUGGUCAGAUACGAACCGCUUGGUGUUGUGGGUGCCUGUGUGUCCUGGAAUUAUGCCCUACACAACUUCAUCGGCCCCAUCAUCAGUGCGUUGUUCAGCGGCAACGCAAUUGUUGUGAAACCUUCUGAGCAGACCGCAUGGUCGGCGUUAUACUUCCUUGAUAUGGUGCGUGGCGCACUCUCCAGCUGUGGUCACUCUCGCGAUUUGGUACAGAUGCUAGUGUGUCUGCCCGACGUGGCCGAUACAUUCACCUCGCACCCCGAUAUCGCCCAUUUGACCUUCAUCGGAUCCCGACCCAUCGCUCACAAGGUCUGUGAAUCGGCCGCCAGGGCCCUUACGCCCGUAUGUGUCGAAUUAGGCGGCAAGGACCCAGCUGUUAUCCUGGAUGACUCCCGCACUCUCCGCAAUAUGCCCACUAUUGCCUCGCUCCUCAUGCGCGGUGUCUUCCAAUCAGCUGGUCAGAACUGUAUUGGUGUCGAGCGAAUCAUCGCCCUUCCAAACGCAUACGACCGACUCAUCGAAAUCGUAACCCCACGCAUUCAAAAGCUCUAUCUCGGGUCCGUCCUCCUCGACGCCACAACCCCAGAUGUUGGUGCGAUGAUCUCACCAACCUCCUUCGCCAAGCUUGAGGCUAUCAUCAACGAAGCCGUACAACAGGGCGCACGUCUCCUCGCUGGCGGAACCCAAUACAAACACCCAGUUCAUGAACACGGCCAUUAUUUCACACCAACCCUCCUAGUGGAUGUAACCAGUGACAUGCGUAUUGCCCAAACAGAGCUCUUCGCUCCGGUCUUCCUCGUGAUGCGCGCUGAGUCCGUAUCGCACGCAAUCGCCAUCUCCAACUCAACUGAGUAUGCACUAGGUGCCAGCGUUCAUGGUCACUGCCGGGCAGACGUGGAAGCCUGCGUCUCGCAGAUCUCCGCCGGGAUGGUGGCUGUCAAUGACUUCGGUUCCUUCUACGCCGUGCAGAUGCCAUUCGGCGGCGUGCGCGGGUCCGGAUAUGGCCGAUUCGCAGGUGCAGAGGGACUGCGCGGUCUGUGCAAUAUGAAAUCUGUUUGCAUUGAUCGUUUCCCUACUUUGAUCGGCACUGCUAUUCCGCCGCGCCUGGACUAUCCGAUUCAGAACCGGGAGAACCCAGCUGACGCUAAGAGUGGGGUUGCAGCAUGGGAGAUGUGUAAGGGUAUUGUCGAGACGGGGUAUCAAUUGACGCUGGGUGGGCGUAUCUCUGGUAUUCUACGGCUGUUGGGCAAUAUGUGA